UGUGUCUUCGGCGGGACGGUGCACCGGAGCGGAGAGUCCUUCCAGAGCAGCUGUAAAUACCAGUGCACCUGCUUGGACGGGGCGGUGGGCUGCGUGCCCCUGUGCAGCAUGGACGUCCGCCUGCCCAGCCCCGACUGCCCCUUCCCCCGGAGGGUCAAGCUGCCCGGGAAGUGUUGCGAGGAGUGGGUGUGCGACGCGCCCAAGGACCACACCGUGGUGGGCCCUGCCCUGGCGGCCUACCGACUGGAAGACACGUUUGGCCCAGACCCAACUAUGAUCCGAGCCAACUGUCUGGUCCAGACCACAGAGUGGAGCGCCUGUUCCAAGACCUGUGGGAUGGGCAUCUCCACCCGGGUCACCAAUGACAACACCUUCUGCAGGCUGGAGAAGCAGAGCCGCCUGUGCAUGGUCCGGCCAUGCGAAGCCGACCUGGAAGAGAACAUUAAGAAGGGCAAAAAGUGCAUCCGUACCCCCAAAAUCUCCAAGCCUGUCAAGUUUGAGCUUUCUGGCUGCACCAGUGUGAAGACCUACCGGGCCAAGUUCUGUGGCGUGUGCACCGACGGGCGAUGCUGCACCCCCCACAGAACCACCACCCUGCCCGUGGAGUUCAAGUGCCCCGACGGCGAGGUCAUGAAAAAGAGUAUGAUGUUCAUCAAGACCUGUGCCUGCCAUUACAACUGUCCCGGAGACAAUGACAUCUUUGAGUCACUGUACUACAGGAAGAUGUACGGAGACAUGGCGUGAAGCCAGAGGGCGAGAGACAUUAACUCAUUAGACUGGAACUUGAACUGAUUCCCAUCUCAUUUUUAUGUAAAGAUGAUUUCAGUAGCACAGUUAUUUAAGUCUGUUUUUCUAACUGGGGGAAAAAGAGUCCCACCCAGUUUAAAGCAUUGUGUGCCACAUCAAACGAAUAGCCUAUCAACCCCAGACACUGGUUUGAAGAAAGUUAAGAUUUGACAGUGGAACGACAUGAGCACACAGCACCAGAAUGUAUACUAAGGUGUGACUUUCGGAGAAGUGGGAGGGCACCAGCAGAAAGGCUAUGGCCAUCAGCUGUCCUCUGAAAGCAGCUUUGUGCCUGCUUUGUGUGGCAUCGAGAAGAAAAAUUUUAGCAUGCUCGCUGGCCUGCUUGUAGCUCCAGCGACAGCUAGGAUGUGCGUUCUCCAGCCAUUAUGAGGCCGAGUCAAGUUGUUCUUUAAGUGAGAAUAGCAGAUUCAGCUCUGACGUUCUGAUUCGAAUGACUGUUCAGGAAUCAGAAUCCUGUCUAUUAGACUGGACAGCUUGUGGCAAGUUAAUUUGCCUGUAACAAGCCAGCUUUUUUUUUAUUGAUAUUGUAAAUAUUGUGUGUGUGUGUGUGUGUGUGUGUGUGUGUGUAUAUAUAUAUUUGUACAGUUAUCUAAGUUAAUUUAAAGUUGUUUGUGCCUUUUUGUUUUUGUUUUUAAUGCUUUGAUAUUUCAAUGUUAGCCUCGAUUUCUGAACACCAUAGGUAGAUGUAAAGCUUGUAUGAUAAUUCAAAGCAUGAAAUGGAUACUUUGGAAAUUCUGUUCAGUUAAGAGUAACAGUCCAUCAAAACAGAUUGUUUGCGAAGGUGAGUCAGCAGUGUCCUUGGAAGUCUGAUUUCUAGGUAGGAAAUGUGAUAACCUCACUUUUAAAGAACAAAUGGCCUUUAUUUUAAAAAAUGAGGGGCUCUAUACAACAGAUCAGGUUUUUCACCUGGAAGCAUUUGUCUAUGACUAUGACUGUUUUUUGGACAGUUUAUUUGUUGAGAGUGUGACCAAAAGUUACAUGUUUGCACCUUUCUAGUUGAAAAUAAAGUAUAUAUUUUUUCUAUAAA
Molecule: messenger RNA, 1834 nt
Organism: Carlito syrichta (Philippine tarsier)
Lineage: Eukaryota; Metazoa; Chordata; Mammalia; Primates; Tarsiidae
Gene: CCN2
Product: connective tissue growth factor
Exons: 3
Biological process (GO): cell adhesion; signal transduction
Cellular component (GO): extracellular matrix
Molecular function (GO): heparin binding; integrin binding
Source: RefSeq, a predicted model, not a curated record